Messenger RNA from Mytilus trossulus (common blue mussel), 2498 nucleotides. RefSeq names its product glycerate kinase-like. The coding region runs from base 290 to 1819 and encodes 509 amino acids. NCBI's taxonomy places the organism in Eukaryota, Metazoa, Mollusca, Bivalvia, Mytilida, Mytilidae. The record is from RefSeq and is a predicted model, not a curated record. Gene Ontology annotation, cellular component: cytoplasm. Gene Ontology annotation, biological process: protein phosphorylation. The transcript is spliced from 5 exons. Gene Ontology annotation, molecular function: glycerate kinase activity.
UUGAGGACACCUUGCCUAGCAGACGAAAAAAAUAUCUAAGCUAGAUAUACAUUGGUCUUGUUAUCUCUGUUAUGACCCCUUUAAAACUAUGACACGGUAAUAUACAUUCAUGUGUUUCCUGUCGUCCUGUUCAUAAUAGUACGUCAGUUGGCUUUGUCCAGUCUGUAAAUUUAUUUCACCACACAGACAACCUAGAGUAUUGACACAUUUACCAGUCAAUGGAUGGACGUUUAAUUUUUACAAAUACUCAUCUUACAUCAGUUGUAUAAGGAGAACGGACACUGCUGAGAUGGCCAAUCAAGAUGUUGUGUCUAUAUUUUCAUCUGCUGUUAAUUCUGUACUGCCCCAUCAUUUGAUACGUAAACAUAUACAGUUGGAUCACAAUGGAAAAAAUUUGGUCAUAGAGGAUAAGAAAUAUAAGUUAGAUAACAAUGUUUAUGUUGUUGGUUUUGGGAAGGCUGUAUUGGGGAUGGCCAGGGCAGUAGAUGAUACUUUAUCACAGCACAUAGUUAAAGGUAUUAUUAGUGUACCUACAGGAAUUCAGGAAAAUUUCAGAGAUGCUGGCAAGCUUGAUAUGUUACUGGAUUCUAACAGCAAAAUAGAGGUGAGAGAAGGAUCUAAAAACAAUAUGCCAGAUAAAAGUUCUUACCAAACUGCUGUGAGAAUUCAGGAUUUGGUUUCUAAACUGAGGGAAAAGGAUCUCCUAAUUGUCUUGAUAUCAGGAGGUGGAUCUGCCUUGUUGCCACUACCAAUACCACCAGUUACACUGGAGGAAGAAUUGGAACUUACACAGAUUUUGUCUAAAAAUGGAGCCACCAUUGAUGAACUUAAUAUUCUCAGGAAAAAUAUUGAAGUUUUGAAAGGAGGAGGCUUGGCAAAACAAGCAUUUCCAGCAAAGGUUGUUGCCUUGAUUGUGUCAGAUGUUAUAGGAGACAAGCUGGAGAUAAUAAGCAGUGGUCCCACGGUGGCUGACAAGUCUACCCCACAACAAUGUCUGAUGAUUCUCAAACAAUUAAAUAUACAAGACAAAAUACCAGUAUCUAUUAACACUCUUCUUGUAAGACGUACAAGGGAAAUUACUAAAAGUACAGGUGCUGUGGAAUAUACUGGAGGAACACAGUGGGAACAUGUUCAAAAUGUUAUCGUUGGAAAUAACAAAAUGGCGCUGGCCGCAGCCUCUAUGAAGGCAGAACAACUUGGUUUCCUGCCUAUCAUUUUAAGUUCUGUCUUAGAUGGUGAGGCAAGUAAAGUUGGUGUGAUGUUUGGAAUGCUUGCAAGAUAUGCUGCACUCUCAUUUGGGUACAAAGUAUCAAAUCCAAAAAGUAGUGACUAUGUUCAGUUGGAAUUAGAUCUGGUGUCAAAAGGGGUUCCGAAGAAAACCUUGAAAAAAGUAGUUGCUCUGGCUCACCAUGCUUAUAAUAUUAAAAAAAACAUCUGUAUACUGACUGGAGGGGAGACAACUGUGCAAGUAAAAGGUUCAGGAAAAGGAGGGAGAAAUCAGGAGAUGGCUGUUGCUUGUGCUUUGGAAAUAGACAAACAAUGUCAUAGUGAUACAUCAGUUCUGGCAAAUUUUGAUUUAAUUUUUCUGAGUGGUGGAACAGAUGGUAUAGAUGGACCAACCCCAGUGGCUGGUGCAGUGAUAGAUCAAACAUUUAUACAAAAAUGUAAUGACAAUAAUAUGGAUGCAUUGACCUACUUACGAAACAAUGACACAUUUAAUUUAUUUGAGAAAAUAAGUGAAGAAUGUUUUAUACUAAUUGGUCAUACCGGUACAAACGUAAUGGAUAUACAAGCUUUGGUGAUUAAGAGCAAAAAAUGAAAUAUUUACACCAAAGAAUGAAUGUUUAUCCUCUAAUGCAUAUAUUUUUCUCAUCAAAAUGAGUUAGCAAUAUUUUGUAAAUCAGCAAAGUUUGAGUCAUUCUGGGAACUUUUUGAGAAAACACAGGGCGACCUAGUCACAUUAAAGAUGGAGAAACAAAUGACCUAAUUAUUUUCAGAUCCUUUUUAUAUUUGUAUUUAUAUUUAUAUAUAUAUCUAUACAGAAAUCCAGACAAUUUGUAUUCAAUACCAUAUUUAUAUUAUGAUUUGUUAAAAUGAAAAUAGAAAUGUAAAGCACAGCUUUCAUAUUUAAUAAUUUGGAUUUUUUUACUGGCAUUUAUAUCGGUGAAAGAUAAGUAUUAAUAGAUAUGUUUAUUUGUUCCUUGAAGAACCUUAGAAAUACAAAUGGGUUUUUUCAUCAAACAUACAGUUUAGGGGGAGGAGGGUAUUAGAUAGCAGUGCAAGUUUUUUAUAAUCAUUUAUUGUUGAAUGAUUAUUUUCCCUGAAAAACAUCAGCUGCCAGUAUAGGAAAUAUUAGCUGGUUUAAUACUUUGAUUGUGUACAGUAAAGGUCUGACAGUGAGCUUUAUUUAAUACAGUAUUUUUUGUAACUAUUUUGCUUGUUUGAAUGUUUUAUUAUACUGUUACAUUUGUAUUUAAGAAUAAAGUGCUUUUCUUUUA